Sander lucioperca (pikeperch) is the source of this 1952-nucleotide messenger RNA. RefSeq names its product ubiquitin-conjugating enzyme E2L 3b (gene ube2l3b). The coding region runs from base 60 to 524 and encodes 154 amino acids. The record is from RefSeq and is a predicted model, not a curated record. The transcript is spliced from 4 exons. NCBI's taxonomy places the organism in Eukaryota, Metazoa, Chordata, Actinopteri, Perciformes, Percidae.
GACCAGACCGACCCAUAUUCGCCGCGCUGUGUAUUCUGGGAACACACAGUAGUUUCAAGAUGGCGGCGAGCAGGAGGCUGGCCAAGGAACUUGAAGAGAUUCGCAGGUCUGGAAUGAAAAACUUCAGAAACAUUCAAGUUGAGGAAUCAAACCUAUUGUCAUGGCAAGGGCUCAUUGUUCCUGACAACCCUCCUUAUGACAAAGGUGCGUUCAGAAUCGAAAUCAUUUUCCCCACCGAGUACCCUUUCAAGCCUCCCAAGAUCACAUUCAAGACAAAGAUCUAUCACCCCAACAUUGAUGAGAAGGGUCAGGUGUGCUUGCCUGUGAUCAGCGCAGAGAACUGGAAGCCUGCCACCAAAACUGACCAAGUAAUUCAGUCCCUCAUUGCGCUGGUGAACGACCCCCAGCCGGAGCAUCCCCUUAGGGCAGACCUAGCAGAAGAAUACUCAAAGGACCGUAAAAAAUUCUUGAAGAACGCUGAAGAGUUUACAAAGAAACACGGUGAAAAGCGGCCAAUGGACUGAUCACCUGACAAACGUGUAGCCCUCUCUCUGUCUCUUUCUCCCCCUCUCCUAUCUCACCUGCCCCACCAAAAACCAAUCUCCCUCUCGCCCCCCUGCUCUCCCCCACACCUCACCACCUUCCCCGCUCACUCUCCUCCCCCCUUCUCCCCCACACCGGUCCUCCCUGCAGUCCAGGAGCCGCCCAGCUGAAGCCAGGCAGCAGCAUCCUCAGCCUCCCUCCCCAUCCAGGACUCUCUGUGGAUCAGACAGCUUCCUCCACCUCCUCUUACUACUGCUCUUCCUCGGCCAUAAAUCUCCAGACCAUUUCUAACUUUCUACUCUUUUCUUAAUGUGAAAAUGGAAAAGAAAUGCUAAGGGAAUGUGAUGUUCAAAUGAAGUUAGAUGGAAAUACUGCAUAAUGUGUUAAAUUUUUCUUUAUGCGUUCCCUCUAUAUAAACAACUCUUUUGUUAAAUAGAUCUCACUUAAACAUGAUUUUUCUGAAGUAUUAUUUUUUUCAGAGCAGUAAAUCUGGUUAAUCACUCCAUUUUUUUUCCUUUUGCCCUAUCAUCAAUAAUCUUUUAAGCAAAAACAAACAAAUGUGACAGACAGAAUGGAAGCUGUAGGUAGGACCUGGAGGUGUGUGCCGACUGCAGUGUUUCCCUUACUCAACUCCACUGCUUCUAGAGCUGCACUGUACUCUGAGAUGAUCCCUCCCACAUCUCCUUCCCCAGUUUGCAACCCACUGAGCAGAAACAAACAAUAACAGGCCAAACGAAUUGAAUUGGUAUUGCUGAAAAUGCUGGAGAAGAUGCUUGAGUGUUAAAGAAAAUAACAAACACUCCAAACAUGCAGACAUAAUUAGCAGGCCCUCAAAGACUAUCCCCACAUUUGAUGGGUUUUUGCAACACCGACAGUUGACCUCCCUCAGGCUAAACCAGUUUUCAGCAUGAUAAAUAGCUAUUGUGAUUUUCUUUUCCUUAUUAAUAACAAUUUGCUUUCUCCACUUGAAAUUGUUUGUGUGGCACUUGAUAUAUAAAAUUGGUAACGUGGGAAGAACCUGUUUGGUUAAUUUGAAUAUUCCAGGCAUGUCUCCUCUCCCACUAUUGGGCACCCCAAUAUAACCACCUAUCACAUUAGAACUGAGCCUUUACCACACUGAGACAUAUUCCAGUGGCAGUGGACUGUCAGCUGCUGAAAGGGACCUAACCUGUCGGGGAGGGGGGGGGGGGGGGGGGCUGGAAAAGAAUGCACUCAGCUGGAAUGAAGCUCAGCUCCUGGAGAUGGUCCUAGAAACAAGCACCAUGAAGGCAGUUGGAGAGGGCUGGCUGUCUGGGGAUGUGUCAGGACAUGGAAAGGGACUGCAGUGGCCAAAAACCACCAUGUAACAGCUGUUUGAUCUGGUCCCAAUAUUGUUUCAUAAUAAAGAUGGCUAACCAUUUGGCCUCACU